GGACACUUGUCGAUCGUCAUCGCCACACGAACAAUGGCCCAGGAACGCGAAGAAUUCGUUGCUGUGUGCGGCAAGCUCAAGCUGGAGGUGCUGGAGCUGCUGCGCACCAAGCACCAGCUGCCCCAGGAGGCUCUGGACUGGGUGGACGAAGUGGUGGAGUACAACUGCAUCGGCGGCAAGCUCAACCGCGGCAUCAGCGUCGUGCACUGCACGCAGGCCAUGGCCCCCGGCAAGGUCCUCACUUCGGAGAUGAAAGAGAAGGCCAGCGUUCUGGGAUGGUGCAUUGAGUGGCUCCAAGCGUUCUUCCUCGUGGCCGACGACAUCAUGGACGAGUCGAUCACUCGCCGUGGCCAGCCGUGCUGGUACCGCAAGCCCAACGUCAAGAUGAUCGCCAUCAACGACGCCUUCUUGCUCGAGGCGUUCGUCUUCCAGAUCCUCAAGAAGCACUUCCGCUCGGAGCCGUACUACCUGGAUCUGGUUGACACUUUCCACGAUGUUGUCUUCCACACGGAGAUUGGCCAGCUGCUGGAUCUGACGUCGCAGCCUCUGGAUGGCGAUGUGGACCUCGACCGCUUCACUGUUGAGCGCUACCGUCAGAUUGUGAUCAACAAGACGGCCUACUACACGUUUUACCUGUCGGCUGCGUGUGCCAUGUUCCUGAACGGGGUUGUCGAUGAGCCUUCGCACAACCUGGCCAAGAAGAUCUGCGUGCAGAUCGGCGAGUACUUCCAGAUCCAGGAUGAUUUCCUCGACUGCUAUGGCGACGAGAAUGUAAUUGGCAAGGUUGGCACCGAUAUCCAGGACAACAAGUGCAGCUGGCUGGUUGUUCAGGCGCUCGACCGCGCCACCCCUGAGCAGAGGGAGACGCUCAAGACGAACUACGGUCGCAACGACUCUGACGCCAUCGCGGCCGUCAAGAAGCUAUACAAUGAGCUGGAUCUCGCCGCGGUUUACCACCGUUACGAGGAUGAGACGUACAAGACGCUGUCCGAGGAGAUCGCGCAGGUGACGAUGAUGCCGUCGGAGGUGUUCACGCUGCUGGUUAGCAAGAUCUUCAAGCGCAACAAGUAA
Messenger RNA from Phytophthora sojae, 1071 nucleotides. RefSeq lists its product as hypothetical. The coding region runs from base 34 to 1071 and encodes 345 amino acids. Gene Ontology annotation, cellular component: cytoplasm. Gene Ontology annotation, biological process: trans, trans-farnesyl diphosphate biosynthetic process. The transcript has 6 exons. Gene Ontology annotation, molecular function: (2E,6E)-farnesyl diphosphate synthase activity; dimethylallyltranstransferase activity. The record is from RefSeq and is a predicted model, not a curated record. Lineage: Eukaryota; Oomycota; Peronosporomycetes; Peronosporales; Peronosporaceae.